CUCCACAGCUUCCAAAGUUCAUGGCCGGUGGCCUACAAAACCCCACUCUGUCGAACUCAGAUCACAUGCCAAUCCGAAACAGAAGAGAAAAUUCCAGAUUUCUUCUCGCUGAAUCGCUCGUCUGUUCUAAUUCUUCAAUGGCACUUCCCAUGUUGAGAUUAGAUCGCCAAACGAUGAGAGUGUUUCAAGUGAUGGGGGUCUUGCUCUGGGUGACGAUGCUGGUGCCACGGAGCGAAGCAUACGAGUUCAAAGUUAGAGAUGCCGGCGGUUGGACCGUCCCUUCCAAUGCAAAUGCUUUAAAUCAGUGGGCAGAGAAAAAACGUUUCCAAAUUGGAGACACUCUAGUCUUCGACUACACGCCCGGCCAAGACUCAGUGCUAUAUGUGAACCAAGACGACUACAACAACUGCAAUGACGCGUCGCCUAUGGCCAAAUAUGCCGAUGGCAACACCGUGUUCAAGUUCGACCAUUCAGGACCAUUUUACUUCAUCAGCGGAAAUAAAGACAAGUGCCAAAAGAAUGAGAAGAUGGUGGUUAUUGUGAUGGCUGAUAGGAGCAACAAAACUGGUGGCGCAGUUGCACCAUCCCCAUCAACAAAUAACGGCACUGCCCCAUCCCCGGCACCUUCCGGCGAGGAGUCUCCUUCUCCACCGGCCGGUUCGGUAGAGAUAAAUCCAACUCCGGCUCCCGUCAGCGAAACCCCAGCAAAAAAGAACGGCGCUACUUCAGUGUUCAUCGGUUUCACUGGCUCCAUUGGAGCAUUGGCGGCUUCAACUCUACUUCUGGCAUUCUAAGUAGAGGAUUGGGAAUCAUGAUAUUGGGUUGAAUUUUCAUUGUCUGUCUGAAUUGCCUUCUUUUGCCCCCUUUUUUCCACCCCAGUUUCUUCUCCGUGAUUUUUCUCACUUCAAGCUCAGCUACUUCAUCUGGGCAAGGUGGAGCGGCAUCCGACAUUUGUUAUUGAGGAAUUUGUAUUGAUUUACAUAUCACAAGUGUGUUGAGUUGUUCUCACCGUAUGAGAAUAUUGUAGAUACGGAACAUAAAUAAAUUCCAGCUGCUUUUGGCAAGGUUUGUACUUUCAAA
Molecule: messenger RNA, 1080 nt
Organism: Eucalyptus grandis
Lineage: Eukaryota; Viridiplantae; Streptophyta; Magnoliopsida; Myrtales; Myrtaceae
Product: early nodulin-55-1
Exons: 2
Coding region: 21-794 (257 amino acids)
Cellular component (GO): plasma membrane
Molecular function (GO): electron transfer activity
Source: RefSeq, a predicted model, not a curated record